AUGGACGCGGGUUCUCGUCUCCAAUUGGGGACAGCGGCUGCUGACCUGGUGGAAGUUUGGCACGCUUAUCGCACGUCCAUAAUUCUGUGCGCUCUUGUUCUCCUUGUCGGUCUGCGCACACUUCUUCAUUCGACUGAAGAAAGGGAGCCCUUGGCUGUGCUUCCCCAGAUUUAUAACCAGGAAAAGCCCGAGGCGAAGGAAAAGAUCGCCCUGGAAGCGCAACCUGUCGCUGCGGCCGAGAAAAAGUCUACCGGACCUAGGCGGAUAAAGGGUGGUGUGGCCAGAAAGCCCUCGCAAGAGAAAAAGACAACGGCAAUCGAUUACACGGACAGGCCUGCCAAAAUACUUGUCUUCUUCUCCUCUGUCACCACCAAGACAGAGAAGAUUGCCCAUGAGUAUAUCAAGACACUCGAGGCCUUCCUGGAUCAGAAAGCGGGCGAGACAGAGAGCAAGUUCUUGAAGCCCGAGCUGCUCGACUUGACCGAAAUCGAUUUUGAGGAUUAUUUUGUCAGCCCUCCCAAGUCUGUUGAAAACGCCGCCUACGUCUACCUUUUCCUCCUUCCGAGCUACAACAUCGAUUCCAUCAACGAUACUUUUCUGCAGCAUCUCCAGGAAACCCAUCAUGACUUUAGGAUCGAUACUGCCCCUCUGUCUCCGUUGAUUGGAUACUCGGUAUUUGGCUUUGGAGACAAGGAGGGAUGGCCAAACGAGGAUGAGGGAUUCUGCUUCCAGGCCAAGGAGCUAGACAAAUGGAUGUCCAAGCUGACCGGCCGGAAGCGAGCCUACCCCGUCGGAAUGGGCGACAUGAAGAGCGAUCACGUGGAACGAUUCACAGAGUGGGCUACCGGGGUACAAGACGUGAUCUCUCAGGCUGUCCAGGCUGGAUUCCUUGGCGAAGGAGUGCCCGGCAGUGGUGAUGCGGUGGAGAGCGACGAAGAGGACGCUGAAGCCGAUGACGGUGAAGUCGUAUUCGACGACGACGAGGAGUCGGGCGACGGCAAAUCGUCUGAUGGCUCCAGGCCAUUAGACGACGUCGAGGACCUGGGGAAAAUGAUUCGUCCUAACAAGAAUGGAAACGAAACCACUCGGAAAGCGCCCCUGGCUGUUGACUUUACGACAUAUCCCUCCUCCGGCAAGAAGAAAGCUCAAGCGCCUAUUGUCAAGGAAAUGGUGGCCAAGAAUUCUCCAACAUAUACCGCUCUCACCAAGCAAGGAUACUCCAUUGUCGGCUCCCACUCUGGUGUCAAGAUCUGCCGCUGGACCAAAUCUGCUCUACGCGGACGCGGCAGCUGCUACAAGUAUUCUUUGUAUGGUAUCAACUCUCAUCAGUGCAUGGAAACCACUCCUUCGCUCUCAUGCUCCAACAAGUGUGUUUUCUGCUGGCGUCACGGAACGAACCCUGUCGGUACAACAUGGCGAUGGGUGGUUGAUCCUCCUGACAUGAUCUUCGAUGGUGUCAAGGAGAACCACUACAAGAAAAUCAAGAUGAUGCGCGGUGUGCCUGGCGUUAGAGCGGAGCGAUAUGCUGAAGCCCUUAGGAUCCGACACUGUGCCCUAUCCUUGGUGGGAGAGCCCAUCUUCUAUCCCUAUAUCAAUGAAUUUCUCGCUCUCUUGCACAAUGAGCGAAUCUCUUCUUUCUUAGUCUGCAACGCACAACAUCCCGAUCAGCUCGCGGCUCUCAAGGCUGUGACUCAGCUGUACGUGUCCAUCGACGCCUCCAACAGAGACUCGCUGCGAAAGAUUGACAGACCUCUCCACCGAGAUUUCUGGGAACGAUUCCUGAGAUGCCUGGACAUUCUUCGAGAAAAGCGUUUCCGCCACCGCACGGUCUAUCGCUUGACCCUUGUCAAGGGCUUCAACGUGGAAGACGAAGUUGAAGGCUACGCUCAACUCAUUGAGCGCGGACUGCCAUGCUUCGUCGAAGUCAAGGGUGUAACUUACUGCGGCACGGCAACAUCCUCCAACGCCGGCCUGAGCAUGUCCAACGUGCCGUUCUACUGGGAGGUCUGCGAGUUUGUCAAGGCGCUGGACAAGCGCCUCCAGGAAAAGGGCCUCGACUAUGGAAUUGCCGCCGAGCAUGCCCACAGCUGCUGCGUCUUGCUGGCUAGCAAACGCUUCAAUGUCAAUGGGAAGUGGCAUACGCAUAUUGACUAUCAAAGGUUUUUUGAACUGCUUGAAGAGAGAGGACCGGAUGGCGAUUGGACGCCCGAAGACUAUAUGGGACCACCGACCCCCGAGUGGGCUCUGUGGGGGAAUGGAGGAUUUGAUCCCCGGGAUGAAAGGGUGGAUAGGAAGGGCCGCAAAAUGGAGGCCAUUGUGACGCGCGAAGCACCCGAGUAA
Messenger RNA from Trichoderma asperellum CBS 433.97, 2340 nucleotides. RefSeq lists its product as uncharacterized. Gene Ontology annotation, molecular function: FMN binding; 4 iron, 4 sulfur cluster binding; catalytic activity. The record is from RefSeq and is a predicted model, not a curated record. Gene Ontology annotation, biological process: wybutosine biosynthetic process. NCBI's taxonomy places the organism in Eukaryota, Fungi, Ascomycota, Sordariomycetes, Hypocreales, Hypocreaceae.